Helianthus annuus (common sunflower) is the source of this 924-nucleotide messenger RNA. Its product is annotated as probable membrane-associated kinase regulator 4. Gene Ontology annotation, cellular component: plasma membrane. Lineage: Eukaryota; Viridiplantae; Streptophyta; Magnoliopsida; Asterales; Asteraceae. The transcript has a single exon. Gene Ontology annotation, molecular function: kinase inhibitor activity. The record is from RefSeq and is a predicted model, not a curated record. Bases 1 to 837 code for a protein of 278 amino acids.
AUGGAUGUCAAUUCAUUUUUAGGUUCCAUUUGCUACGACGAUAUUGAAGAAGAAGAAUACAUAGACAUGGAAGUAAGCGCGUAUUCAAAUCCUUUUCGUCACUUGAACUCAAGUGAAUUUGAGUUUCAAAUGUUUUCGAGCUCAUCAGACAGAGAGUUGAUCACAACUUCUCCAGCUGAUGAGCUCUUCUACAAAGGAAACCUCCUUCCCCUUCAUUUCCCACCGCGCUUACAAAUGGUUGAAAAGAUCCUCCAAGACCAAAACAACGACACUUUCGAUGAAUUCUUCGGUACCCCAUUAGCCACGAGUCCCUACGCUACCCCCAACUCAAAUACCCCGUUUCGGUCCUGCAAUAUUUCGCCUUCAGGUUCUUGUCAAGUUAGUAGAGAACUCAAUCCAGAUGAUUACUUUCUUGAUAAUACAGCUGAAAACCCUAAAAAAUCUUGGACCAAAAAGCUUAACCUAACUAAGCAAUCAUCUCUGGGGUGGUCGAAACUCAAGUCUUUCUUCGGUAAAUCGGGCGGCUCAGAUGGUUCUAGAAGCAAAUUCCCAAGAACUAGUGGAAAGAAAAAGGAAAAACUUAAUGUUUCUGGUGCAAUGACGACGUCCAAGAGAUUUUGCUAUACAAACACUUCAUCUGGGCCUUCACCCUUUACAAAUUCGAGUCAUUCCAACAGCUCUAGUGAGUUGCAGGUUCACCAUAGAAGCAUCAACAUGAGUUCCGAGAUCGAAAGCGAGAUAAAUAGUGCGAUUGCUCACUGCAAAAGGUCACAGCAACAGAUGCAUACAAUACAUAAGACCAUAAAUGACAUGGGUUUUUCUUCUUUAGCUGUUUAAUCAAGAACUGUAUGUGAUAUAUGGUUAAGAAACACAAGGAUGUACAAACCAACAAUCUUUGAUUGAUGGACCUUUAAUAUUUUGUUU